This is a messenger RNA of Trypanosoma cruzi, 765 nucleotides long. RefSeq lists its product as uncharacterized. The record is from RefSeq and is a predicted model, not a curated record. The coding region runs from base 1 to 765 and encodes 254 amino acids. Gene Ontology annotation, molecular function: calcium ion binding. Lineage: Eukaryota; Euglenozoa; Kinetoplastea; Trypanosomatida; Trypanosomatidae. The transcript has a single exon.
AUGAAAUUUCAUUUUGGGAAUAUCCGAACUACGUGGGAAAAGGAAAGGAGGCACAAGGUGCUCCAAGGUCAAAUGGAGGGAGAAAGGACAAUGAAAAAAAACAAGAAAGGGAGUGCGAGGGGCGACUGUGAUGGAAUGAUAUCUGUAGGUGCAAAGCGGUUGUUGGUUUCAGUGCAAGAUAAGAAUCGUCGUCAAAAGCAUGGCAAAUUCUUUGAUGAGCUUCUUUUAGUGACCCAAAAGGCGAAGCGAAGUCCUCAGGUUAUUAAUAUUCCUGGAAAAAAUGAGGUUCCAGUACUGGCAGUUGGAUAUAUCGCCCGUGCUAUGGGCCUUAAUUUAUCCAAUGUUGAGGUCUCAUGUUUGGUGGAGAUGGUGGAGGAAAAAGAUUUAGCUUCUCGAGGUUUUGUGCCUGCAGACGCACUAAAAGAAGUAAUUGUCGAGGCCCUCAUGACGGGUAUAAUGGCUCCCCCAAAGGCGCCGGUGAAAGCUACACCCUCUCGAAAGAAAACCGCCUCUACUCUUCCCCCUGCAACUAUAAAGCCGAUUUCUGUCGUUCGUGAUGGCGAAGAGGCAAUAUACGAGGCUUUUUGUGUGUUAGAUUUGGGUAGGCGUGGUUACCUGGAGGCAGAGGAAAUGCGGCAUUUUUUGCGUAUUGGAGGCGAACCAUUUACAGAAGAGGAGGUGGAAGAGUUCAUAACAGCCGCUGCUGACCCUGAAAAUGGCCGUGUAUACUAUGAGGAAUUUGCCGAUGUACUUGCAAGAGAAUAG